Aaosphaeria arxii CBS 175.79 is the source of this 3051-nucleotide messenger RNA. Its product is annotated as cysteine proteinase. The record is from RefSeq and is a predicted model, not a curated record. Bases 407 to 2728 code for a protein of 773 amino acids. The transcript is spliced from 3 exons. Gene Ontology annotation, molecular function: cysteine-type endopeptidase activity; cysteine-type deubiquitinase activity. Gene Ontology annotation, biological process: protein deubiquitination. Lineage: Eukaryota; Fungi; Ascomycota; Dothideomycetes; Pleosporales. Gene Ontology annotation, cellular component: nucleus; cytosol.
CCAGAUCCGACCAACCAUCAACGCCAACGGAACCAUUCUUCUACUCUACUCGUAUCUCUUCUUGACUCUCUAGUUGUUACUACUACUUCUACUACUUCUGCUACUUCUCCUCUUCAAAUAUUUUCCACUCCGCUCACAGAUUCCUCACUGUGAGUUGAGUGCGACAAACUGUCUCAUCUAUGUCAUCACCUGCACCAGCCAACUGCCGCCUUUCCCUCUUCCGGUUCGUCACAUUAUAACACUCUUCCGUCUCGCUUCCCCAAAAAGUUGCCUACCCCGCGGAACCACCUACGACCCAACGACCAACAACAACUUAUCUACCUAUCCGCCGCGUCAGCCACCUUAUUUCAACUCGCUCGAGGCUCCCUUUCCUCUUCAUGGACUGCUAGCAAUAAGACCCCCCACAAUGAACGGCGUCACUCGAUUUCUCAGUCGGCGCGACAAGAACGGCGAGAAACGCUCCUCCAAGCGCGCCCGCAGUAAAUCACAGUCACGCCAAGUGCCAUCCGAUCUCUACAAGAUCUUCACCAACGAAGAGGAACCAAAACCAGAGUCUGUGGAAGACAAGAAGGUCAAAACUCUCGUUCAGCGUCUUCGAGCUGUCGGCGUCAAUACCCUCAAGGAGGAACAUGUGCAACAUGCCCUCUCGAAAUAUCCCGACGACCUCGACAAGGCAUAUGACCUUCUCAUACUCGCGAAUGACUCGUUCGAUGGAAUACUGAGGGAAUACGACCCAAAUGUAACAAUGGUGGGCGCUGUGAACAGGAACAUGGUCACCUGCUACUUGGACGCUCUUCUGUUUGCCAUGUUUGCAAGGCUAGACAGUUUUGAGGCCAUGCUGUAUGAUAGUUUCAGCGACGAACCUCGAAAGAAGCUCGCUGGGACGCUCCGCCUUUGGGUCAAUCUUCUGCGGUCGGGCGAGCUGAUCAACGUAGAAUUGACAAAGCAUCUACAGGAUGCGAUGGCCAAGUCAGGCUGGGAGGCGGCUGCUGAAAUCUGCCAGCAAGACGCUUCAGAAGCCUUCACGUUCAUCACGGGGGCAUUAGAGCUACCACUACUCACACUGAAGAUGGACAUAUACCAUACUGGGAGAGAAGACAAGGAAGACGAUCACAAGUUCGUCAACGAGCGAUUACUGGAGGUUGCGAUUCCAGAACCAAGUGGCGAUAACGUCAUCACGUUGGAAGAUUGUCUGGAAAACUACUUUAACAACAGGAUUGAGGUGAAGCGGUUUCUACAGCGCCAAAACACACUGACCUCUCUGAGGACAGACUCUGAGAAGAACCACGCAAUUCAUAUCGAAACGGUCGAACUCACGGGCUCGGGAUCAAAUUCUCCUCUCAUUAGUACUCCCACUUCUCUCGCGCCAUCCACUCCGACGGUUCCGAUCAGACCUCCUUUGACCAUCAAUGGUCGUCGACGUGCAGAUAGUAUCUUCAACGAACGACUCACCACAGAUGGGUCAAUAGCCUCCGAGAAAAAGAAACCGUUCGACGAGAAGCGACUCCUCGAGGAGAUGUUGAACGACACACCCGGCACUCGGCCUCGAUCCGCCUCGUUUAGGAAAGAGGUUAUGAUGCCAGCCUGGCAAUUCUUCAGUCUGAUACCUUGGUACACUGAUAAUGUGCCCCAGACGGAUGCGCAAGUCGCGGCACAUUUCUCUGCAAAGAGGCCAGUUCUAGGCAUAUGUCUCAAGCGGUAUUCGAUGGAACUCAAUGGUACUUCGAAAAGGUUGAGUACCUACAUCGACAUUCCACUCGAGAUUGGACUGCCUCAUUUCGUGACUGACGAUAACAUCGAGCACGACGGACCCCUGUUCGGAAACUUCAAGCUCGUUCUCCAGUCCGUUGUCUGUCACCGCGGUGUCUCUGUUGACUCCGGUCACUACGUAUCCCUCGUUCGGGCGAACGUGCCAACCCAUUCAGGAGAAUCCUCGUCCUCCAAAUCUGGAGAACCAGAGGAUAAAUGGUUCCGUUUCGACGAUCUUGCAAGUCCGCGCGUUGCAGAUGUAGAUAUCAAACAGGCCCUGGCCGAGGAAUCGCCGUAUUUGUUAUUCUUCCAAGUGCAACCAAUCGAUGAAGAGCUUGCACGAGGGGCACCCCCACCGUAUACAGCAGCCGCAAAAGAAAGUGACGGUUCUUCGACGGCAGAUCCAUCGGCAACAGAAGGUGGCAUACCACAGGAUUUAAUCAAGAUUGAUGAGUCUUCUGAAGAUGUGGGCCGAGCCAGCUUCUCAAGCACCAGGCCAAGUACGGUUGGAGAAGACCGUGAAGGCAGUGUGACAAGCCUAGAGCGCGGCCGCACCGCACCGACAACGCCCGCCGAAGAUCUCGCCAGCUUUCUCUCUGCCUCGAGACGCGGAUCAAAAACCAUGGAGACCAAGAGUCGGCCGAGCAGUCAAAGUGGAGAGAACAGGUUGUCAUUUACACUAUCGCGACUUACUGGCCGAGGAAGCAAGGAAAAGCUGCAAAUACCAGAGGAAGCGGCUCAAAAUGACCCAGUGAUCAUCGUCAACGAAGUUCAGAGUCAGGAAAGUGGCAAGACGGAGACUGUUCCAACCGACACAACGAAGCUGCCUGUGCACGAUAAACACCAUUCAAAUACCACCAAGGCAGGCAAGAACAAGAAGGAAAAGAACAGGUUCAGAAGUAAAAGCCCAAAGCCCCGCCAGGGCGGUGGGGGUCACAAGGACAAAAACAGGCCUGAUAGAGAAUGCAUCGUCAUGUAAGCAUCAUGAUAUACCAAUUUUUGAGCAAAAGGCGAGCUUAGGGGGUGUUUCCUUUUCUUUCCCGCAUACCCAGGUACAUCCUGCUCGCUCUCCUUGUUUGUUUUCUUUCUCCGCAUCUUUUGCAUGCAUGCAUCAAGGGGCGUUCUUCCAAGGGUGACAUUUUCGGAAAUCGUGUUGCGAAUGGCGCGCGCGGUCUUCAUCAUGACUUGAAUUAUGACACACACACAUGCACAUACACUUUUGUAAUUCAUGCAUUCGGACUUUUGGGGCGGGGUCUUACGAGGGAUUGGAAUUGCAUGUGAAGUAGCAAUGAUGAUACCCAC